Messenger RNA from Rotaria socialis, 3507 nucleotides. The record is from the annotation of a GenBank genome assembly. Lineage: Eukaryota; Metazoa; Rotifera; Eurotatoria; Philodinida; Philodinidae.
AUGCAAAAAAGAGAAGCUGACAUUGAUGAACCAACCUAUCAUCAUCAUGCUAUACUUUCUGGAGAUUAUUAUAUGUUUGAUACACCUGAAAGUGCAACUUCACUCAUUCAAACUGACCGCCAUUUAAUAGAAUCUCAAAAUCUAAUUAGUCUUCUGGAUGUAUUCGAUUGGAAAACUCAGGAUUAUCUCAAUAGCGAUCAACUACUGGCUAAAUCAUCACGUAUUCGUGAUAAGACAAACGAACGAGAAGAUGACGUGGCCGAUAACCGAACGCUACUACAUCAAUUCUGGAAUGCAUCAAAAAUGGAACAAAAUAAAAGGAAAGAAUCAAAACACGAAACACAUAAUCCAUCAGUAUCCAAUACUGAAAAUAUACCUCACCGUAUCGAUCUAUCAUCAAUCAUGAUGUUUUUUCAAUUGAAACAAAAUUCAGAUAAAAUUCGACGAGCUCUAGAUACUAUGAAUUCUCGUCUCAUUAUUUAUAUGGGCCAACAAAUUCGUACACUUUUAAUCAUAACUCAAGUUAUUUCAGAUGCGAAACUAUAUCUAAAAUAUCCUAAUGAAUCUGCUCGAAUAAUCACUAGCACUGUUCCAGAAAGUAUCAAUGAUUGCAUUAUAAAAGCUUGUCAACGUUCGCAACCUAAUCAUCGUCAAAACAACAACCAAGAAACGUCUUCGUACGGCUCUACAACAAAAUUAUCUUCUUCUAACCUAUUGAGCGCUCGAUUAGGAACAUCGCUUGAUACUAAUAUAAAAACAAAAUCCAUCGAAGCGCAUACAUCUUUAAACAUGGCAUCGCAUCCAACUAAUUCAUAUUCUAUUGCCGCGACUCAAAUAGAUAAGAAAAAAACGAAAAUGUCUAAUCAAAAAGAUCCAAUAUGCGAAGAAACACAACUAAUCAUUGAUAAAGAUUUAGAAAAUUUCAAAAAUAAUCGCCAUCAUAUUGGAUCCAGAACUAUAUUAUUUACUUUUAUUAUGUCAAAAUUUGAUUAUCUUACUUAUUUAACGCUCAUCAUUAAUUUUUUAGCAUCAGGAGCAGCUGUAAUUUGGCUUCCUCUUUUAGCUUCUAUUUAUUUUUGGGCUAUCCUUACAUUUCCUUAUCCGUCAAGAAAAUUUUGGCAUUUCGUUACAUUUUCAUCCAUAGUCAUUCUUGUUAUUCAAUACAAUAUAAUAUUUAUAUCACCCCUGUCCAAAAAUCUCUACAUUCAUCAUUCAUUAAUUGGUCGUUUAAAUAUAAUUGCUAAUGUUCUCCUAUUGAUUGUGUUGUCGUUUCAUCGUAUUGUUCUUCACCAAUUAGGUUUAUGGGAUGACUAUCGUCCUGCGACUCAAGAUUUAUUAAUAAAUCAACAAACUUCUAUACCAUCCAAUACGAAACUUUUUCGAAAUGAAAUCAUUCAAGAAAUUUAUGCGAUGUUCAAAAAUAAUGAUGGAAAACAUGAUGAAAUAAUUGAAAAUGUAAAUUCUAACGCACUAAAAAGAGAAAUUAGCAAUACAAAACAAACUCCUCAAGUGUCAUCAAUAGCUCCUCCAUUGGAGAUUAUAGACAAAAUUGAGUCAAAAACAUACGUAACUGAGGACCAAUCAAGAAAUGAUUCAGACGAACAGUCUGCAUGUUCAACCAGUGAUUAUGUUGACAAGUUGAAAUAUUUAAUUCAAGCUGUGAAGAAUUUUUAUAGUUUUGCCAUAGCAUGUCCAAUUGUACCAAAAGUUGAUUGUUAUUCAUCGAUGUUUUUAUGUGAUUUUAUUGUUAUUUUUUCAAUUAUUGCUGGACAUCAACGAUUUUCGAAUUCGGACUCAGUUCAGGACAAUAUUAUUUAUCGUUAUAUUCAAGGUUCAUCAUCCAUUGAUAUAACACCUAUUUUGAUGUUAUUAAUACAAUUCUUACUUAUUAUUGUUGAUCGAAUAAUUUAUUUAAAAAAACAUGUGCAUACUAAAUUCUAUUUCUUAUGCUUUCAAUUUGUUGUUCUUCAUCUAUGGCUUGUUAUUAUUUAUCCGAUAUGGUUUCAACGAGCAAUGCCAACGAAUUGGGCCGCUGUUUCAAUUUAUAUAUUUAAAUCGUUCUACUUUAUGUUAUCAUCUUUACAAAUACGUAACGGUUAUCCAACAAGAAUUUUAGGUAAUUUUUUAACAACCCGUUAUUCAAUAUUACGUUUACUAUGCUAUAAACUCUACUGUAUUAUUCCAUUUCUUUAUGAAAUGCGUGUUUUAAUGGAUUGGAUGUUUACUCCAACGUCAUUAUCGUUAACAUACUAUUUUAUGAUGGAAGAAAUAGCGAGAAAUGCAUGGACACAAAAAUGUUGGCGCAUUACAUAUGGUAGAUCACCAACGAAACGAGCAAAAAACCGCGGACGUUGUGAACGAUAUUGUAUCGGUGGUUGGAUUUUAUUUGCUAUCAUUGUUGUUCUUUGGUUUCCGUUAGUAUUCUUCAGCGUAAGCACUAGUUUAGCCGAUCCUAUUUCAAUUGAUCGUUGUGAAAUUAAACUACGGCUCUCAAAUUAUAAAGAAUUAUAUCAAUUAAUGACAAAUAACGUUCGAGAACCGACUACAGAUGAAUUUUCAACUGAUAUUCGCCCAUUAAUUACUAAUGCAUCGUUUGCAUCAAAUCCACGAGAGUUCGAACCAGCUGAUAUCGCUUGUAUACACUUACUAGGUCACAUUGGCAGACAAUGGACGAUUUCGUUUUCAGCAUUGCAUCAAUUAAAAGAAGAACUUAAAAAUUACAUUAAUAAUAGUCGAUCAACUAUACUUCAAAUAUAUUUCGAUUAUUCAUUUAUACGUAAUGGUCAAACAAGUGAACACGAUAUUUUACCUACAGGUUAUAUUUCAACUUUAUCGGAAACGCAUCAAGUUCCAUUAACGAAGGAAAAUGCAAUGCUACUAUUAAGAAUGCUUACGUCUGAAAAUCAGAAACAGACAACUAUUAUAAUUUCUAAAUUAAUGCCAAAACUUAUUCAUUUAUUACCGGAUAUGAUUGAUAAAAAUUCUCCAUUCUACCCUCAAGAUGUUCGGUUAGUUUUAAGACGAGAAGAGCAAUUGCUUUGGUGGGAUAUUUCUGAAGUUGUGACGAACGAUUGGAAAAAUAAAUGUUCAUUUGAUUCACAAGCACUUAAUCUAAUCACUGUUUCAGAACGAGCUGGUGCUCAAUCAAAAAGUUUUAAUUUAAUAUCAAAAUUACUUAUUGGUAAUAACGCAAAAUUAACCUUAAUUGGCGUUUAUGCCGGUCUUGUUUAUGUCUUAUGGUUAACAUGUUUUCGUAAAACCUUAUUUUCUGAUAUUCAAUUGAUCAUGUAUCAUGAAUGGCCUUUUGCUGAUCGCGUUGAAAAACUAUGUGAAGAAGUUUAUCUAGUACGCGAGCUUGGUGAAUUACAAUUAGAAGAAGAAUUAUUUGCUCAACUUAUUUUUCUUCAUCGUUCACCGGAAACACUUAUUCGAUUUACACGACCCAAAUCAGCUAGUAGAAAACAGGAACAUUAUCAAAAUCAAAAUCAACAUUUACAUCAAAAUUAA